Molecule: messenger RNA, 15969 nt
Organism: Spea bombifrons (plains spadefoot toad)
Lineage: Eukaryota; Metazoa; Chordata; Amphibia; Anura; Pelobatidae
Gene: MUC2
Product: mucin 2, oligomeric mucus/gel-forming
Exons: 56
Coding region: 19-15834 (5271 amino acids)
Cellular component (GO): extracellular matrix
Molecular function (GO): protein binding
Source: RefSeq, a predicted model, not a curated record
CUGCCCUAAGGGCAUACUAUGGGGUACCAGACUGCCAGCCUGUGGGUGCUUUUGCUGGCACUUACCAUCACGGUUGCCUAUGAAGUAAGACCAGGCCGCCUCCGUAAUCAUGGUCACUAUGUCUGCAGUACUUGGGGUAACUUUCACUUCAAGACCUUUGAUGGAGAUGUUUAUCAGUUUCCUGGAACCUGCACAUAUAACUUGGCCUCAGACUGUCAUGAGACCUACCAAGAGUUCUCCGUCCACAUAAAACGAGAUGUACAAAAUGGUCACCCUCUCAUCGACAAGAUUAUUGUCACCAUCAAGGACGUUGUCAUCCAACUGAAAAACAGCUUUGUCGUGGUGAAUGGAGUUAUCGCAAGAACACCUUAUUAUAGAAGUGGGAUCCUUAUCAAUAAGAAUGAUGCCUACAUUAAGGUCUACACAAAGAUAGGCCUGACCCUUAUGUGGAAUCAAGAGGACGCACUUAUGGUGGAGCUGGCACCUAGUUUCAACAACAAAACAUGUGGCCUGUGUGGGGAUUAUAAUGGGGUGUCUAUCUAUGAUGAAUUCCUUUCUGGAGACAUUCUUCUUAAUCCCAUACAAUUUGGAAGCCUCCAGAAUAUUCAUAAUCCAAAUGAUAAGUGCACUGACCCAGAUGAUACCAAGACAACUGACAACUCCCAUUGCUCUAAAUAUCGCUCUGUUUGUAAGGAGCACCUGGCACAGCCCGCUUUUUCAGAUUGCCAUUCUCUCCUGAAUCUGGAGUCCUAUAUCCAGGCCUGCAUGUUGGACAUGUGUUCCUGUGGCCAUUCCCAGGAUUCAUUCUGCCUCUGUAGCACUAUAUCAGAGUACUCCAGGCAGUGCUCCCAUGCUGGGGGUCAGCCAGGGACCUGGAGGACUGAUAGCUUCUGUCCUAAACAGUGUCCUUCAAACAUGAUAUAUCAAGAAAGUGCAUCUCCGUGCAUGAGCACGUGCUCCCAUCUGGAGAUUCGCAGUCUGUGUGAGGAACAUUACAUGGAUGGAUGCUUCUGUCCAGAGGGCAUGGUGCUUGAUGAUUACACUGACAAAGGCUGCGUGCAAAUGAAUGAGUGCCAUUGCAAACACCGCGGGAACCUCUAUGCACCAGGGGACAGAAUUAGCAAUGACUGUGAUGAAUGCUACUGCAUCUCGGGAAGAUGGAAUUGUACUGAUCGUGCCUGUCCUGGCAUUUGCUCGCUUGAAGGGGGAGCUCACUUCAGCACUUUUGAUGGGAAAAAGUAUACCUUUCAUGGGAACUGCUAUUAUGUGCUCUCUAAGGGAGGGAAAAAUGAUUCACAUGUAAUACUGGGAGAGCUGACACCAUGCACUUCAUCUGAAAGAGAAACGUGUCUAAAAUCCAUUGUACUCCUAACUGACAACAAGAAAAACGUUGUUGUUUUUAAAGCAGAUAGCACUGUGCUACUAAAUGAGCUGAAAGUCACACUGCCCCAUGCAACAGCAAGCUUUUCCAUCCUGCAGCCAUCAGACUCCUACAUCAUUGUGCAGACAACAUUUGGCCUCAAGAUGCAGAUCCAGCUGCAGCCAAUGCUGCAACUCUACAUCACCAUGGAGAAAUGGGCCAGGAGACACUUACAAGGUCUCUGUGGAAACUUCAACUAUAAAGAAGGAGAUGACUUUCAAACAUCUGGAGGCCUAGUAGAAGCAACAGCAUCAGCCUUUGCCAAUACUUGGAAGGCACAACCUAAUUGUCAAGACAAAUCUGACUGGUUGGAGGAUCCAUGUAGCCUUAGUAUUGAGAGCAAGAAGUAUGCUGAUUAUUGGUGUUCCUUUUUGGAAAAUGAGGAGUCUGUAUUUGCAAAAUGCCACUCAACAAUAGACCCUGCUGAAUAUGCUAAGAGAUGCCGGUAUGAUACAUGUAACUGUAAGGACAGCGAGAUGUGUAUGUGCGCAGCUCUGUCCUCCUAUGUCAGGGCCUGUGCUGCUAAAGGGAUCAUCUUGUGGGGCUGGAGAAAUGGAAUCUGCGACAAAAACAUUGCCACCUGCCCAUCAUCUCAGAUCUACUUGUAUAACCUCACCACAUGCCUGCCUACCUGUCGUUCCUUGGCAGAAGGAGAGAAAGUUUGCACUACCGAGUUUGCCCCAGUGGAUGGCUGUGGGUGUGCACAAGGAGAAUAUCUGAAUGAAAAGGCAGAAUGUGUGUCCAUAUCCAAGUGUUCAUGCUAUUACCGUGGCAUGUACUUUAGCCCCCUGGAAGUAAUCUACAAACAAAAUGAGCGUUGCUCUUGUCAUAAUGGAAAGUUUAUCUGUAUCACUCAUGCCAAAGAAAAAUCAAGUUGCCAAAAUGGAAAGAUCUAUCAUGACUGUAACAAGGUUGAUCCAGAAGCUUCCAAGACCCCAGUCCACAGGAGCUGCCAAACAUUGAGCGUUGAAUAUUUCCAAACAGAAUGUGUCUCAGGUUGUGUAUGCCCUGAGGGUCUGCUAGAUGAUGGAGCUGGUAGCUGUGUUCCAGAAGAAAGAUGUCCUUGUGUUCACAAUGAAGAGAUACACCCUCAUGGGACGCAGGUCAAAGUGGAUUGCAAUACAUGCUUAUGUCAGAGAGGACGAUGGACAUGUACCAAUACUCCGUGUUAUGGGACAUGCACAGUCUAUGGCAGUGGUCAUUAUAUCACAUUCGAUAACAAGUUAUAUGACUUUGAGGGAAACUGCGAAUUUGUGGCUGCCCAGGAUUACUGUGGGAAUCAUCAUUCGGAAGGAAAUUUUAGUGUUAUUACUGAGAAUAUCCCAUGUGGUACUACGGGCGUUACGUGUUCCAAAUCAAUCAAGGUUUUUCUAGGAAGCACAGAGUUGAAGCUGGCAGACAAACACUUGGAAGAAAGUUUAGGGGAUGUUGCCAAACGAGUGCAGUAUCUGUCUCAUGUGGUGGGGAUUUACCUUGUGAUUGAGGCAAGCAAUGGUAUCGUAUUGAUCUGGGACAAGAGGACCACCAUAUUUAUCAAGGUGUCACCAGACUACAAGGGCCGAGUGUGUGGUUUAUGUGGAAACUUUGAUGAUAACGCCAACAACGAUCUCACCACCAGCCACAUGCUGCAGGUCAACAAUGUGCUGGAGUUUGGAAACAGCUGGAAGGUCAAUCCCUCCUGUCCAGAUGUGACAGAAACAAUCCACCCAUGCUCCUUGACCCCACACCGUAAGGCAUGGGCAGAGAAGCAGUGUGGGCUUAUUAAGAGCAGUGUUUUCAAAAUUUGUCACAGCAAGGUAGACCCAGCGCCAUUUUAUGAAGCUUGUGUCAAUGAUGCCUGCUCCUGCGACAGUGGUGGGGACUGUGAGUGCUUCUGUACUGCAGUUGCUGUCUACGCUCAGGAAUGCACUAAAGCAGGAGCCUGUGUCUACUGGAGAACACCUGAUAUAUGCCCUAUAUUUUGCGACUAUUACAACCCUAAAGAUGAAUGCGAAUGGCACUACCACCCAUGUGGUAAUCACAUAGAGACCUGCCGAUCAAUUAACAAUGUGUAUACCAACGUCACAAUCACUUACCUGGAAGGCUGCUACCCAACGUGCCCUGCUGAUAAACCUAUUUUUGACGAGUCUAAGUGGAUAUGUGUAACCAAGGAACAAUGCGGAUGCUACAUUAACAACACUCACUAUGAAGUCAAUGAAACCAUACCCACAGAUGAAAAUUGUGUCUCAUGUGUAUGUGACCAUAAUGGAGAACCUGAUUGCAGACAUGACCAAUCAGCUUGCGUUUGCAUUAUUAAUGGUACAAUAUAUGAAGAAGGUGAAAAGAUUUCCAGUGAAGAGAAUUCAGGAAUCUGCAUUGACAUUUUCUGUAAAAAUGGAACAGAAGAGAUUGAAGUUAGUCUUUGCGCAACCACUCCUGUCAUCUCAAAGACCACUGCAGUCACUAGCACGCAGACAGUGUCCACCACAACAGAGACAACUCCCACAACAACACCUGUGAUUUCAUCAACUUGUGUUCAUGAAUGGAUAUGUAACUGGACAACUUGGUUUGAUGUCAGCACACCAGAGGAAGGGCCAGAUGGUGGAGAUUUCGAAACGUAUGACGAAAUAAGAAAGCACCACUCGUUCUGUGAAAAUUAUGUUCCAGAUAAGAUUCAGUGCAGAGCAAAGGAUGUGCCUGGAUUGAGCUUGGAUGAACUAGGACAGACUGUUCAUUGCAAUGUAUCAUAUGGGCUCAUCUGCAGGAACAAUGAGCAGAAGCAAGGAGACAGCCUAUGGCCACUCUGUUUUGACUAUGAGAUUCGUGUGAACUGCUGUAGGUGGGAUUGUGCAGGUCCCACAACAAUCCCACCAAGUCCCACUACCACCCCACAGAUAAUCAGCACAACUCAUAGCACACCAGAAAAAACUAGUACAGUUGUAACAACAAGUCCUACAGUGACAAACACACCAGAAUUAACCACCACAGUUAUAACAACAUCUCAUAUAGUCACACAAACACCAGAAUUAACUACCACAAUUAUAACAACAUCUCCCACAGUCACUCCUGAGAUAACUACUAUAUCAACAACUCCUGAGACAACAACCACAACAGCAAGCCCCACCACGUCUACGGUUAUCACAUCAACAGAACUGCCAUCUCCAGGAUCAACUUCUUCAAGUACCCCCACACCAGCAACUUCAACAACCCCAACUGAAAGUACACCUGAACGUACCACAACGUCGACAUCUACACAGACGUCAACUCCAACAACCUCCACUUCAACUGUUUGUGAACCUACAUGUUGGUGGACAGAAUGGAUUGAUGUGAGUUACCCUGACUAUGAUAUCGAUGGAGGUGAUAAUGAAACCUAUGAGAACAUUAAGAACAACGGAUAUGAGCUGUGCGAGAAGCCAUCCAACAUUUCCUGCAGAGCACAAAGAUUUCCAAGUAAACCACUGGACCAGUUAGGUCAGGUAGUGGUUUGUGACGUCUCUUCUGGACUUAUCUGCCACAACAAGGAUCAGACCAUGACUUCCUUACCUGUAUGUUACAACUACGAGAUUAAAGUGUACUGCUGCGAUGACCUACACUGCUCAACUACCCCUCCCACCAGCACCCCCACAAGCACAACCCAGAGUACUACUACUCCUGUGACUACAAGCACCACAACAACUCCAAGCCAUAGUACUACUACUCCUGUGACUACAAUCACCACAGCAACUCCAAGCCAUAGUACUAGUACUCCAGCAACUUCAACAACCCCAACUGAAAGUAUACCUGAACGUAGCACAACGUCAACAUCUACGCAGACGUCAACUCCAACAACCUCCACUUCAACUGUUUGUGAACCUACAUGUUGGUGGACAGAAUGGAUUGAUGUGAGUUACCCUGACUAUGAUAUCAAUGGAGGUGAUAAUGAAACCUAUGAGAACAUUAAGAACAACGGAUAUGAGCUGUGCGAGAAGCCAUCCAACAUUUCCUGCAGAGCACAAAGAUUUCCAAGUAAACCACUGGACCAGUUAGGUCAGGUAGUGGUUUGUGACGUCUCUUCUGGACUUAUCUGCCACAACAAGGAUCAGACCAUGACUUCCUUACCUGUAUGUUACAACUACGAGAUUAAAGUGUACUGCUGCGAUGACCUACACUGCUCAACUACCCCUCCCACCAGCACCCCCACAAGCACAACCCAGAGUACUACUACUCCUGUGACUACAAGCACCACAGCAACUCCAAGCCAUAGUACUACUAGUCCUGUGACUACAACCACCACAGCAACUCCAACCCAUAGUACUAGUACUCCAGCAGCUUCAACAACCCCAACUGAAAGUACACCUGAACGUAGCACAACGUCAACAUCUACGCAGACGUCAACUCCAACAACCUCCACUUCAACUGUUUGUGAACCUACAUGUUGGUGGACAGAAUGGAUUGAUGUGAGUUACCCUGACUAUGAUAUCGAUGGAGGUGAUAAUGAAACCUAUGAGAACAUUAAGAACAACGGAUAUGAGCUGUGCGAGAAGCCAUCCAACAUUUCCUGCAGAGCACAGAGGUUUCCAAAUAAACCACUGGACCAGUUAGGUCAAGUAGUGGUUUGUGACGUCUCUUCUGGACUUAUCUGCCACAACAAGGAUCAGACCAUGACUUCCUUACCUGUAUGUUACAACUACGAGGUUAAAGUGUACUGCUGCGAUGACCUACACUGCUCAACUACCCCUCCCACCAGCACCCCCACAAGCACAACCCAGAGUACUACUACUCCUGUGACUACAAGCACCACAGCAACUCCAAGCCAUAGUACUACUAGUCCUGUGACUACAAGCACCACAGCAACUCCAAGCCAUAGUACUACUACUCCUGUGACUACAAGCACCACAGCAACUCCAAGCCAUAGUACUACUAGUCCUGUGACUACAAGCACCACAGCAACUCCAAGCCAUAGUACUACUAGUCCUGUGACUACAAGCACCACAGCAACUCCAACCCAUAGUACUACUACUCAAGCAACUUCAACAACCCCAACUCAAAGUACACCUGAACGUACCACAACGUCAACAUCUACACCGACGUCAACUCCAACAAUCUCCACUUCAACCAUAAUUACACCUUCGAUUGCAAGCCCUUAUUCAACAAGCAUCACUCCAAAGCCGCAGGAGGUGUACACUGGUACUUCAACAACCAUAUCUACAUCAAACGUUACACAAACAAAUAUAACUUCAUCCCCUGCUACUACUACAACGCCCAGUGAACCUUCAACCACUGAGUCGAGUAGAACCUCUGCUUCUACUACUACCACACCAAAAUCUACAUCACCAGAAACUGUAACCACUUUAACAACGGAAGCAACAACAAUCUCUUCUACUACAACAUAUGAAAGUACCACAUCAGUUUAUACCCCUACAGAGGCUUCAACAACUAAAUCUGAAAAAACAACACCAUCAAUUACCACAAGCAAUCAAACCAGUACAACUGUUUUGCCUACACCUACAACAGGGACCACAACAACAUAUACACCCAGUGAAAUGUCCACUACUACCUUCCCCACUACAACAACCAAGACUACCACGAUAUAUACACCGUCUGAAAUUCCAUUUGGUUCGACAACUAUAUCUGAAUCAACCAAAACAACAUACUCAACAACUAAGGCUACAGCCCCAACCACUCCACCUACUACAACAGCUGAAACUACAACAAUCUUCACACACUCCCCAACUCCCAUUGUUUCAACAGUUUCAUCUACACCAACAACACCAACACAAUCAACAACUAAGGUUACAACUCCCACAACACCCCCUACCACCAAAACAAUAUACACCACUUCUGCAACGCCGGUUGUUUCCACAACUGUUUCAGAACCAACCACUCCAAUAAAAUCAACAACUGAAGCAACAACCUUAACUGCCUCACCUUCCAGUAUACCUGAGACUACCACAAUCUAUACACCUUCUGGAACUCCAGUUGUUUCAACAACUAAAUCUGAAGUAACCUCACCAACACACUCAACUACAGAAGUUACUGCUUCUGCUAUCACCCCUAGCACCACAACAAUUUACACCACCUCUGAAAUUCCAGAAGUUUCCACAAGUACAUCAGAACUAACUACUACAACAAAGUCGACAACUGAAGCUACAAGCCCUACUACCUCUCCUUCUAUCACAACUGGGACUACAACAAUCUACACACCCUCUGAAAUUCCAAUUGUUUCAUCAACUACACCUGAAGUAACGUCACCCACACACUCAACUACAGAAGCUACAACUUCCACUACCACAACAGUCUACACACCUUCUGAAACUCCAGUUGCUUCUACAACUACAUCAGAACAAACACCUACAAUAGUGUCAACAACUAAAUCUACAACCCCACCUACCUACCCUACGACAACAACCGAGAGUACAACAAUCUACACGCCUUCUGAAACUCCAGUUGUUUCAACAACUUCAUCUGAAGUAACCAAGCCAACACAUUCAACCACAAAAGCUACAACUCCUGUUACCUACCCUACUACCACAACAAUCCGUACACCUUCUGAGACUCCGGUUGGUUCCACUACAAUAUCAGAACUGACAACCACAAUAAAGUCAACAACUGAAACUAGAACUCCCCCCCAUUCUACCACAACAAUCUAUACACCAUCUGGAACUCCAGUUGUUUCAACAUCUACUUCUGAGGUAACAACACCAACACACUCAACUACAGAAGUUACUGCUUCUGCUAUCUCCCCUAGCACCACAACAAUCUACACCCCCUCUGAAAUUCCAGAAGUUUCCACAAGUACAUCAGAACUAACUACUACAACAAAGUCGACAACUGAAGCUACAAGCCCUACUACCUCUCCUUCUAUCACAACUGAGACUACAACAAUCUACACACCCUCUGAAAUUCCAAUCGUUUCAUCAACUACACCUGAAGUAACGUCACCCACACACUCAACUACAGAAGCUACAACUUCCACUAUCACAACAGUCUACACACCUUCUGAAACUCCAGUUGCUUCUACAACUACAUCAGAACAAACACCUACAAUAGUGUCAACAACUAAAUCUACAACCCCACCUACCUACCCUACGACAACAACCGAGAGUACAACAAUCUACACGCCUUCUGAAACUCCAGUUGUUUCAACAACUUCAUCUGAAGUAACCAAGCCAACACAUUCAACCACAAAAGCUACAACUUCUGUUACCUACCCUACUACCACAACAAUCCAUACACCUUCUGAGACUCCGGUUAGUUCCACUACAAUAUCAGAACUGACAACCACAAUAAAGUCAACAACUGAAACUAGAACUCCCCCCCAUUCUACCACAACAAUCUAUACACCAUCUGGAACUCCAGUUGUUUCAACAUCUACUUCUGAGGUAACAACACCAACACACUCAACUACAGAAACUACAUCUUUCACUACCACAACAGUCUUCACACCUUCUGUUACUCCGGUUGCUCCUACAACUACAUCAGAACAAACACCGACCACAAUUUCAACAACUAAAUCUACAACCACACCUACCUACCCUACAACAACAACCGAGAGUACAACAAUCCACACACCUUCUGAAACGCCAGUUGUUCCAACAACUUCAUCUGAAGUAACAAAGCCAACACAUUCAACCACAAAAGCUACAACUCCUGUUACCUACCCUACUACCACAACAAUCCGUACACCUUCUGAGACUCCGGUUGGUUCCACUACAACAUCAGAACUGACAACCACAAUAAAGUCAACAACUGAAGCUAGAACUCCCUCCCAUUCUACUACAACAAUCUAUACACCAUCUGGAACUCCAGUUGUUUCAACAUCUACUUCUGAGGUAACCACACCAACACACUCAACUACAGAAGCUACUUCCACUACCACGACAGUCGUCACACCUUCUGGUUCUCCAGUUGUUCCUACAACUACAUCAGAACAAACCACUACAAUAAUAUCAACAAAAUCUACAACCCUACCUACCUACCCCACUACAACAACUGAGACUACAACAGUCUAUACACCCUCUGAAAUUCCAAUUGUUUCAUCAACUACACCUGAAGUAACGUCACCCACACACUCAACUACAGAAGCUACAACUUCCACUACCACAACAGGCUACACACCUUCUGAAACUCCAGUUGCUUCUACAACUACAUCACAACAAACACCUACAAUAGUGUCAACAACUAAAUCUACAACCCCACCUACCUACCCUACGACAACAACCGAGAGUACAACAAUCUACACGCCUUCUGAAACUCCAGUUGUUUCAACAACUUCAUCUGAAGUAACCAAACCAACACAUUCAACAACAAGAGCUACAACUACUGUUACCUACCCUACUACCACAACAAUCCAUACACCUUCUGAGACUCCGGUUGGUUCCACUACAACAUCAGAACUGACGACGACAAUAUCAACAACUGAAACUAGAACUCCCCCCCAUUCUACCACAACAAUCUAUACACCAUCUGGAACUCCAGUUGUUUCAACAUCUACUUCUGAGGUAACCACACCAACACACUCAACUACAGAAGCUACAACUUCCACUACCACAACAGUCUUCACACCUUCUGUUACUCCGGUUGUUCCUACAACCACAUCAGAACAAACCACUACAAUAAUGUCAACAAAAUCUGAGACUGAGACUACAACAAUCUACACACCCUCUGAAAUUCCAAUUGUUUCAUCAACUACACCUGAAGUAACCACACCAGCACACUCAACUACAGAAGCUACAACUUCCACUACCACAACAGUCCACACACCUUCUGAAACUCCAGUUGCUUCUACAACUACAUCAGAACAAACAUCUACAAUAGUGUCAACAACUAAAUCUACAACCCCAACUUCCUACCCUACGACAACAACCCAGAGUACAACAAUCUACACACCUUCUGAAACUCCAGUUGUUCCAACAACUUCAUCUGAAGUGACCAAGCCAACACAUUCAACCACAAAAGCUACAACUCCUGUUACCUACCCUACUACCACAACAAUCCGUACACCUUCUGAGACUCCGGUUGGUUCCACUACAACAUCAGAACUGACAACCACAAUAAAGUCAACAACUGAACCUAGAACUCCCUCCCAUUCUACCACAACAAUCUAUACACCAUCUAGAACUCCAGUUGCUUCAACAUCUACUUCUGAGGUAACAAAACACUCAACUACAGAAUCUACAUCUUCCACUACCACAACAGUCUUCACACCUUCUGUUACUCCGGUUGUUCCUACAACCACAUCAGAACAAACCACUACAAUAAUGUCAACAAAAUCUGAGACUGAGACUACAACAAUCUACACACCCUCUGAAAUUCCAAUUGUUUCAUCAACUACACCUGAAGUAACCUCACCAACACACUCAACUACAGAAGCUACAACUUCUACUACCACAACAGUCUACACACCUUCUGAAAAUCCAGUUGCUUCUACAACUACAUCAGAACAAACACCUACAACAAUUUCAACAACGAAAUCUACAACCACACCUACCUACCCUACAACAACAACCGAGAGUACAACAAUCUACACACCUUCUGAAACUCCAGUUGUUCCAACAACUUCAUCUGAAGUGACCAAGCCAACACAUUCAACCACAAAAGCUACAACUCCUGUUACCUACCCUACUACCACAACAAUCCGUACACCUUCUGAGACUCCGGUUGGUUCCACUACAACAUCAGAACUGACAACCACAAUAAAGUCAACAACUGAACCUAGAACUCCCUCCCAUUCUACCACAACAAUCUAUACACCAUCUAGAACUCCAGUUGCUUCAACAUCUACUUCUGAGGUAACCACACCAACACAUUCAACUGCAGAAACUACAAUUUCUGUUAGCUCCCCUACCUCCACAAUAAUCUACACAUCUUCUGAAACACCAGUGAUUUCCACAAGCACGGAACUAACUUCUAGAAGCGAGAUGACAUCUAGUCUAACCACAACCAAGGUUACCCCUACUCCCUUUGUGUCUCCCAGCACCACAACAUGUACCACAGAAGAACCACCAGAAACUACACCAGUUUCUUCUACUACAGGGUCCUUCACAUCAUCUGUGACGUCAAAGGCUACUACCACAAAACAGACGACAACACCUGAAAUAACAAGUGGAACAUCCCCUACAGUUACUACUACCAGCAAGGUUACUACCGUAUCAUCUCUGCCCACUCUAUCAGAAACAACCAUAUCUACUUCUACUAUCUGUACCUGCUUACAUAACGAAAUGCCAUAUCCACCAGGUGAAAUUACCAGUGGUGUAGUGAAUAAAACAUGGUGCUAUGUAAUUACAUGCACACCCGAAUGUCAGAUUAAUAUUACUCAAUGGUACUGUGGUUCAUCCACUACAACUGAAGCUACAACUACCAGUCCACCAACCCCAUCCCGUCCAGGAAGUACCCCAACACCAGAAUCAACUACUACUACUCCACCAACUCCAUUCCCUCCAGGUAGUACUCCGACACCAGAAUCAACUACCACUCCACCAACCCCAUCUCCUCCGGGUGGUACUCCAACACCAGAAUCAACUACCACUCCACCAACCCCAUCUCCUCCAGGUAGUACUCCAACACCAGAAUCAACAACUACUCCACCAACCCCAUCUCCUCCAGGUAGUACUCCAACACAAGAAUCAACAACUAGUCCACCAACCCCAUCCCCUCCAGGUAGUACUCCAACACCAGAAUCAACCACCACUCCACAAACCCCAUCCCCUCCAGGUAGUACUCUGACACCAGAAUCAACUACCACUCCACCAACCCCAUCUCCUCCAGGAAGUACUCCAACACCAGAAUCAACAACUACUCCACAAACCCCAUCUCCUCCAGGAAGUACUCCAACACCAGAAUCAACAACUACUCCACCAAUUACAUCCUCUCCAGGAAGUACUCCAACAACAGAAUCAACCACUACUCCUCCAACCCCUUCCCCUGCAGGAAGCACUCCAACACCGGAAUCAGCUACUACUCCACCAACUCCAUUCCCUCCAGGUAGUACUCCAACACCAGAAUCAACUACCACUCCACCAACCCCAUCUCCUCCGGGUAGUACUCCAACACCAGAAUCAACUACCACUCCACCAACCCCAUCCCCUCCAGGUAGUACUCCAACACCAGAAUCAACUACUACGCCACCAACCCCAUCCCCUCCAGGUAGUACUCCAACACCAGAAUCAACUACCACUCCACCAACCCCAUCUCCUCCAGGAAGUACUCCAAUACCAGAAUCAACAACUACUCCACCAAUUACAUCCUCUCCAGGAAGUACUCCAACACCAGAAUCAACUACUACUCCUCCAACGCCUUCCCCUGCAGGAAGUACUACAACACCCGAAUCAACUACUACUCCACCAACUCCAUCCUCUCCAGGAAGUACUCAAACACCAGAAUCGACUACUACACCACCAACCCCAUCCCCCCCAGGUAGUACUCCGACACCAGAAUCAACUUCUACUUCACCAAUUCCAUCCUCUCCAGAAAGCACUCCAACACCAGCAUCAACCACUACUCCUCCAACCCCUUCCCCUGCAGGAAGCACUCCAACACCGGAAUCAGCUACUACUCCACCAACUCCAUUCCCUCCAGGUAGUACUCCAACACCAGAAUCAACUACCACUCCACCAACCCCAUCUCCUCCGGGUAGUACUCCAACACCAGAAUCAACUACUACUCCACCAACCCCAUCCCCUCCAGGUAGUACUCCAACACCAGAAUCAACUACCACUCCACCAACCCCAUCUCCUCCAGGAAGUACUCCAACACCAGAAUCAACAACUACUCCACCAAUUACAUCCUCUCCAGGAAGUACUCCAACACCAGAAUCAACUACUACUCCUCCAACGCCUUCCCCUGCAGGAAGUACUACAACACCCGAAUCAACUACUACUCCACCAACUCCAUCCUCUCCAGGAAGUACUCAAACACCAGAAUCGACUACUACACCACCAACCCCAUCCCCCCCAGGUAGUACUCCGACACCAGAAUCAACUUCUACUACACCAACUCCAUCCUCUCCAGGAAGUUCUCCCACCCCAGAAUCAGCUACUACCCCAACAACCCCUCCAAGGAGCACUCUGACCCCUACUCUGAAAUCAACCAUUUCAACUGUAAAGACCCCCACACCAUCAAAGCCCCAUACAACAACUAAAUUACCUGGUUGUCCAUUUGAGCCACAUCGUGAGCACAAUGAAACCUGGAUGCUUUGUAACUGCACCAUGGCCAGGUGUCUGGAAGAUAACACUGUUGAAAUCAUUGAACUGAAAUGUGAGCCACCGCCAAUGAUCACGUGUGCCAAUGGACGCCAACCUGUUGUAGUGCCUGAUGAUGACCUUUGCUGCUGGCACUGGGAAUGUGAUUGUCUAUGCUCAGGUUGGGGCGAUCCCCAUUAUUUAACCUUUGAUGGAACUUACUACAGUUAUCAAGGAAACUGUACCUAUGUUUUAGUGGAAGAAAUUGUAAAGACAGUUGAUAACUUUGGGGUGUACAUCGACAACUAUGACUGUGGAGCAAGAGACAGGGUGUCAUGUCCACGGAACAUUAUUGUCCGCCAUGAAACACUGGAAAUUCAACUUGUGGUUACAGACUUGAAUACCCUAAGUUUACAGGUUGUUGUAAAUGGUCAGGUUGUCAGUACUCCGUAUAAGAAAUAUGGGGUGAAAAUAUUUCAAUCUGGCAUUAACUAUGUGGUGGAAAUCCCUGAGUUGAAGGCCAAUAUCACCUAUAAUGGUCUGGCCUUUUCCGUGAAGUUGCCAUAUGAACUUUUUGGAAAUAACACACAAGGACAAUGUGGCACUUGCACAAAUAACCGGACAGAUGACUGCAGAUUACCCGAUGGUAAAAUCAUAUCCAACUGUGAAAUCAUGGCUGAAUCCUGGGUGGUGCCUGACCCAAGGAAACCUCAAUGCACUGCAAGUGCGAAGCCCACAGUAUCCCCAAAACCCACUCUACCGCCUACUCCUUGCAAACCUUCACCUCUCUGUGAUCUCAUCAAUGGACCAGCAUUUCAGAAAUGCCACAAGAGAAUUCCACCCAAAGAUUUCUACCAGGCCUGCAUUUUUGACAGCUGCCAUGUUCCCGACAGUAACAUUGAAUGUACUAGUUUGCAACACUAUGCUUUACUUUGUGGUGAUGAAAACAUCUGUGUUGAAUGGAGACACCUGGCUCCAGAAUGCCCAAUGACCUGCCCUUCACACAUGGUGUAUCAGCCGUGUGGUCCAGCCAAACACAGAACUUGUCAAACCACACCUGAGGAAGAAAAAGAGAUUCAAGAAAACAAACGUGUGGUUGAAGGAUGCUUCUGCCCCCGGGAUACGAUACCUUUCAGCCCUGCUGUGGAUGUCUGUGUGGAGACCUGUGGAUGUGUUGGACCUGAUGACAUACCUCGGAAGUUUGGAGAGAGCUUUAUGCUUGACUGCCAAGACUGCGUCUGCAGGGAAGGUGGCAGCGGCAUCACUUGUACAAAACAUAAGUGUACGAAGAUGUCAGAAGUGUACUGCAAUUUGGAUGGUUUCUACCCUGUUAUCCAAACAAGCCCCACUGACAACUGUUGUAAUGAGACCGUGUGCAAGUGCGACACAAGCCGGUGCCCGAAAACUUCCCCUAACUGUGGGCUUGGAUAUGAAAUGGUAGGAAGCAUUCCAGAUGGACACUGUUGUCCUGUCUACACUUGUGUCCGUAAGAAUGUCUGUGUUCAUGGAAAUGCAGAAUACCUUCCUGGAUCGCCGGUGUUUUCUGAUAACUGCCAGAGCUGUAUAUGUCCAGAGAAUGCUAAUAGAACCACAGGGUUACAGAUAAAAUGCACCCACGUGCCUUGCAACAUAGAAUGCCCGCGGGGCUUUGAACUGGAGCAAGAUACAAGCUGCUGCGGAACAUGUGUACAGACCCACUGUGUCUUGAAUCAGGUUGGAACGUACACGCUCAUGAAACCUGGGGAGGUUAUCCAUGCUUCCAAUGACAACUGCACUUUGUACAGCUGCACUGUGAUCAAGAAGCAGUUUAUCACCUCCGUGUCCCAAAUUUCCUGCCCAUACUUUAACGAAGAUGAAUGUGAACCUGGAACCAUCCAACUUCUACCAAACGGAUGCUGUAAAAUAUGUAUCAAGAAGAGCCAGGCUUGCAAACUGGAGGAAUUCUACGAUUAUAUGAGCCACAAUAACUGCCGAUCUGUGCAGAUGAUCAAGAUGUCUCGCUGUGAAGGGUCUUGUGGAACCUUUUCAAUAUAUUCAGCAUCUGCUCAAUCCAUAUCCCAUAAAUGUACUUGCUGCCAAGAGGUGAGAACCAGCCAGAGGCAUGUCCUUCUGCAGUGCUCCGAUGGAAGUCUGGUUGAUCAUGAGUAUGUCGAUGUGGAGGAAUGUAACUGUGUCAACACAAACUGUGGCCCUGUCAAAGCAGCGGAAGAUGAUGUUUCAGUACGAGCACGACGAGCAUUGAGAAAAAAAAGACAUCUCCACAGCGGCACUAAAUAAUUAUUCUAAACAAAAAAAUAUUUUGCUAUGAGAUGGAAACAUAAACACAUUUUAUCAUAAUAGAUAUACUGUUUAUGUGUAGGACUUUUUAGAAUGUUUUCUUCUAUUCAAUAAAUACACAAUUCUCACACAGCG